GGAGUUUUCCUGCUAAUCAUGCACAACCCUUUUCUAAAAAUCCUUACUUGAACUUUUGUCCACCUUUUCUCUCUUCUGUAUUGUGAAUUCCUCCAUUUUCCGGCGCCUUCUCGCAUUAUAAUUAAGGGUUACAGCCCCCACCAUACUGGUGAAUACACAAGACUAUCUCAGAAACAAGCUGUAUCAAAAUUUCAAAACGGGGUUCGAAUUUGGGGUGAAUUAUAUUAGAAGUAGAUGUGUAUGACAAGUUUUAGUGCUUAAAAUGGAAGGAUCAACUGUGCUGGGGAAACGGAAAUCGCUGGAAGAAUUGGAAGUUAGGGAAACUCCAAGGCAAGGAUCUGCAUCGAACAAGAGAAAUCCAACUCGUAGAUGUGUGCAUGAGGUUGCAGUUCCGCCUGGGUAUACUUCAACAAAAGAUGAAUCAAUUCAUGGGACCCUCUUAAAUCCAGUUUACAAUGGAGAGGUGGCUAAGACUUACAAAUUUGAACUUGACCCGUUUCAGAAAGUAUCAGUGGCGUGCUUGGAAAGAAAAGAGUCAGUUCUGGUUUCAGCCCAUACUUCAGCGGGUAAAACUGCAGUUGCAGAGUAUUCCAUUGCUAUGGCAUUUAGAGAUAAGCAGAGAGUCAUAUAUACUUCACCGUUGAAAGCUUUGAGUAACCAGAAGUACAGGGAAUUGCAACAAGAGUUCAAAGACGUGGGUUUAAUGACUGGUGAUGUUACUCUGUCUCCAAAUGCAAGUUGUUUGGUUAUGACAACAGAAAUUCUCAGAGGGAUGCUUUAUAGAGAAAGUAUAAUAUAUUUGCCUCCAGCAAUAAAGAUGGUCUUUCUCUCAGCGACAAUGUCCAAUGCUAAAGAGUUUGCGGACUGGAUUUGUCAUUUGCACAAACAACCAUGUCAUGUGGUGUACACGGAUUUCCGGCCUACUCCCUUGCAGCAUUAUGUUUUUCCCAUGGGUGGGAGUGGGUUAUAUCUUGUAGUUGAUGAGAAUGAGCAGUUUAGGGAGGACAAUUUCAUGAAGCUCCAGGACACUUUCUCGAAGCAGAAACUGAGUGAUGGAAGCAAGAGUGUGAAAGGGAAAGCAAGUGGAAAAAGUGCCAAAGGUUGGAUUCCUUCUUCAGGAGUUUCUGACAUAUAUAGAAUUGUGAAGAUGAUUAUGGAGCGUAAAUUUCAACCCGUCAUAGUUUUUAGCUUCAGUAGAAGAGAGGUUGAACAACAUGCGAUGUCAAUGUCCAAGCUUGACUUCAAUACAGAAGAGGAGAAGGAUCAUGUGGAGAAUGUUUUUCAUAAUGCAAUCCUCUGUUUGAAUGAAGAAGAUAGAAAUCUACCUGCUAUUGAGUUAAUGUUGCCACUACUUAAGAGAGGCAUUGCCGUACAUCAUUCUGGCCUUCUUCCCGUAAUCAAGGAAUUGGUGGAGCUUCUUUUCCAGGAAGGCCUUGUAAAAGCUCUCUUUGCAACAGAAACUUUUGCCAUGGGUUUAAACAUGCCUGCAAAAACUGUUGUGUUUACUGCUUUUAAAAAGUGGGAUGGUGAUAGCCACCGCUACAUAGGUCCGGGUGAGUAUAUCCAGAUGAGUGGGAGGGCUGGGCGUCGCGGUAAAGAUGAGCGAGGAAUUUGUAUAAUAAUGGUUGAUGAGCAGAUGGAGAUGAACUUGCUCAAGGACAUGAUUUUGGGUAAACCAGCUCCUUUAGUCAGCACUUUCAGACUAAGCUAUUAUUCAAUUUUGAAUUUAAUGAGCCGUGCUGAAGGCCAGAUCACAGCAGAGCAUGUAAUAAGGAAUUCAUUCCACCAAUUUCAGUAUGAGAAGGCUUUACCUGGAAUAGGGGAAAAGGUUUCAAAACUGGAGCAGGAAGCUGCCUCCCUUCAUGCUUCAGGAGAGGCUGAAGUUGCCGAAUAUCACAAGCUAAAACUUGAUAUAGCCGAACUAGAAAAGAAGUUGAUGCCAGAAAUCUUAAGGCCUGAAAGAGUUCUUUAUUAUCUUGAUCCUGGACGGCUGAUCAAGGUGAGGGAAGGUGGAACAGAUUGGGGUUGGGGAGUUGUAGUUAAUGUUGUGAAAAGGCCUUCUGCAGGGUUAGGUGCCUUGCCCUUACAUAGCAGUGGCUAUAUUGUUGAUACUUUACUCCAUUGUUCUUCUGGUUCAAGUGAAAAUGGUCCCCAAUCAAAACCAUUCCCACCUCAUCCUGGGGAGAAGGGUGAAAUGCAUGUGGUUCCGGUUCAGUUGCCCCUAAUUUCUGCUAUAAGUAAAAUCAGGAUAUCUAUUCCUCCUGAUCUUCGGCCCUUGGAGGCAAGGCAAAAUAUACUACUUGCAGUGAAGGGGCUAGAAACUCGGUUCCCUCAAGGCCCUCUGAAGCUUAAUCCUGACAUGAAAAUUGAAGAUCCAGAAAUUGUUGAGUUGGUGAAACAAAUUGAAGAGCUUGAAAAGAAGUUAAUCUCUCAUCCAUGCCACAAGAAAUCUCAAGAUGAGCAUCAGAUUGCAUGUUUUAAGAGGAAAGCAGAGGUUAAUCAUGAAAUUCAACGGCUGAAGUCAAAAAUGCAUGAUUCUGAGCUUAAAAAAUUCCGUGAUGAACUUAAGAACCGUUCAAGGGUCUUGAAGAAGCUUGGUCAUAUAGAUGCCAAUGGUGUUGUGCAAUUGAAGGGGCGGGCAGCCUGCUUGAUAGACACUGGAGAUGAACUGCUUGUCACUGAGCUGAUGUUCAAUGGUAGGUUCAAUGAUCUUGACCAUCACCAGGUAGCAGCCCUUGCAAGUUGUUUCAUUCCAGUAGAUAAUUCAAAUGAACAAAUACAGUUGAGGGCAGAGCUUGCUAAACCAUUGCAGCAACUUCAAGAAACUGCAAGAAAAAUAGCAGAGAUACAACGUGAAUGCAAAUUGGAAUUAAAUGUUGAUGAGUAUGUGGAAUCAGCAGUGAGGCCAUACUUGAUGGAUGUGAUUUACUGUUGGUCAAAGGGGGCAACUUUUGCAGAUGUAAUACAGAUGACUGAUAUUUUUGAGGGUAGCAUCAUUAGAAGUGCUAGAAGGCUUGAUGAGUUUUUGAACCAGCUUUCUGCUGCUGCUCAAGCUGUUGGAGAGGCUGAUUUGGGAAGCAAGUUUGCAGCAGCCAGUGAAAGCCUUCGCCGAGGUAUAAUAUUUGCAAAUUCUCUCUAUUUGUGAAUAGUUAUUUUCUGGCCUGUGUUUGUAUAUGUAAAUUCCAGUAUUUAACAAUUUUUGACAUGGUAACUGUAACAUAAACUGCCAUCAUAGUUUCUUUGUUUCCUUCAUAGUAGGACUUAAGUUCAUGUAGAAAAAAGAAAGAAUAAUGAUAAAGCUGCAGCAUUUGGUUCCUUCCAAUAUCAUUUCUGGUGA
Molecule: messenger RNA, 3337 nt
Organism: Rubroshorea leprosula
Lineage: Eukaryota; Viridiplantae; Streptophyta; Magnoliopsida; Malvales; Dipterocarpaceae
Source: the annotation of a GenBank genome assembly